This is a messenger RNA of Actinia tenebrosa (Australian red waratah sea anemone), 2233 nucleotides long. Its product is annotated as serine/threonine-protein phosphatase 2A catalytic subunit beta isoform. NCBI's taxonomy places the organism in Eukaryota, Metazoa, Cnidaria, Anthozoa, Actiniaria, Actiniidae. The record is from RefSeq and is a predicted model, not a curated record. Gene Ontology annotation, molecular function: protein serine/threonine phosphatase activity.
AUGUGCUCGACAGACCGGCCUUGUUUGACGUUAGCGCAGCAUUUGGUCCGCCAUACUUUCUUCACUCGACAUCAAAACCUCCUCAAAUCACGGCGGAUUUUUACUACCUUUUUUUCAAAUUGAACACCAAAACACUUCACUACUAAACAAAUUAAUAACCCAACAACAUUUUUCUUGGUUUCCGAAGGGAAUACAUCAACAUGGUGGAUGAUAAAACCAAUGCUAAAGAUUUAGAGCAAUGGAUAGAACAGCUUAUGGAAUGCAAACAGCUUUCGGAGGCUCAAGUCAAAACUCUCUGCGAGAAGGCGAAGGAAAUCCUGAGUAAAGAAUCCAAUGUGCAAGAUGUAAAAUGCCCGGUUACGGUCUGCGGCGAUGUUCAUGGACAGUUUCACGACCUCAUGGAAUUAUUUAGAAUAGGCGGCAGGUCUCCAGAUACUAACUAUCUCUUCAUGGGUGACUACGUAGACAGAGGAUACUACUCUGUUGAAACUGUAACACUGUUAGUAACAUUGAAGGUUCGAUUCCCUCAUCGCAUCACAAUCCUGCGUGGCAACCAUGAAAGUCGACAGAUUACUCAAGUUUAUGGUUUCUAUGAUGAAUGUUUACGUAAAUAUGGCAAUGCUAGCGUAUGGAAGUAUUUCACAGACCUGUUCGAUUACCUCCCGCUUACUGCACUUGUUGAUAAUCAAAUAUUUUGUCUACACGGUGGACUAUCCCCAUCCAUAGACACCCUUGAUCACAUAAGAGCCCUUGACAGAAUACAGGAAGUUCCACAUGAGGGACCCAUGUGUGAUCUGUUAUGGAGUGAUCCAGAUGAUCGUGGCGGUUGGGGUAUAUCCCCAAGAGGUGCCGGCUACACUUUUGGUCAGGAUAUAUCUGAAACAUUUAACCACACAAAUGGACUGACAUUGAUUGCCAGAGCUCACCAGCUUGUAAUGGAGGGAUACAACUGGUGUCAUGACAGAAAUGUAGUGACCAUAUUCAGUGCGCCCAACUACUGCUACAGAUGCGGUAACCAAGCUGCAAUAAUGGAACUAGAUGAUGCUCUGAAAUACUCAUUUCUGCAGUUUGAUCCAGCCCCCAGAAGAGGAGAACCUCACGUAACAAGACGAACUCCAGAUUACUUCUUGUAACCUGAUUUGACACAAGGAUACGUUAAUGAAGACUAAACUCAAAACUAACCUUCUAACAUGGGAUUCUUCAUGUGUUGGGUUUUCCCUCAGACAGGAAAUCACAGGCAAAGGGCUUAAAGUUUAAACUAUAGCUCUGACAAAAAUAGUUACUAAUCAUUAUUAGUAAUAAUAAUAAUUAUAAGUAAUGAUUAUUAUUAUCAUUAUUAUUAGUUGUACAGAGAAUGACAGAUGCAGUGUGCUGUAUUUUAUCUGCAAAGACUCUAUCACAUGAAUUAACAUUAUGUACUAGAUACAUCUGUCUGCAAAAAUCUAAACACAAUAUUGAGACAAAAAUGUUUUAAGAUUAUAAUAGUGUUUUAUAUGGGUGUGAAGAACCUUGUAUUCUAGGCAUGCCUGUCCAUAUCUUACUGUGCCACUCAUUGUAUGUGCUACACACAUUUCUUUUGACAACUUUUAAUAGCCCUUUGCAUGCAUUAUUACCACAGCAAAAUGCUUAGCAAAUUUCCUUAUUCAAAUUAUUGUGACAAUUGGUGCUAAUUAACUGAUCAAAAGAAAGUGUGCAAGGGAUUAUGGUAGUGGUAGUAUAUGAUGCUGUAAUGCCAAGUGACCUAUUGUGCAAAUGUUUUGAGGCAGACUUGGUAUAUCCAUGUAAAAACAUCAAAGUGAAAUGCUGAUAUCUAAUUGGUAAACAGUAGAUAGCACAAUUAAAAGUUGCCAAAAAGAAAUCAAUAACUUGUGGAAUUGUUCACAGUUUGUUGCAUACCACAGUAAUUUUGUUUCAUAUUAACAUUACUACUUCAUGCCUAGACACUUCACACCCAUAAGAAAUACUUUUAUCUAUUUGGGAUUUUUUGAUGAUGUUGUACAUACUAAACUAAGUAAAAAAUCUAGUUGGAAGAUUAAGAAAAAACAAACCUUAAUCAAAAUAACAUGCCCCCCUCCCCUCCCCCCAUCUCUGUCCCAUAUAGAAAUGGUUAUGAUGUCUGUAUCCCCCUCCCCUGCCUGUUAAUAUGGCCUUUUCAAAUUAGAAUACUAUAGUGAAAUGCUUGUAAAUGUGUCUAGUUCAGAUGAAUGCYGUUAAUAAAAUGUUUUAAGUCAUU